UGAUUCGAAUUACGGUCCUUCCCUAGAUGUUCUUGUCCAUGGGAUGCGCCUUCCCCCGCCUCAAACUCCCUUCCCUGCAAAACUGGAGAUGACUCAGGUUCCCAGCAGGAAACACCAUGCAUGUUUGGCGACGUCUGCCUCGACCAUCUUUGGACCAACAGCUUCAUGCAUUCCAGUUUGCUAUGGUUUUCUAGGCCCUUGCAAUCGCUACACGACAGGCCAGCUAUGUGCAGAUCAGACUGACAUUCCUUUUUGGAAAUUGGGCUCGUUUGCGCUUUAUCCCCUCAGUCGGUGGUUCGUUGCGCCGCAGAGAUGUCUGGGUUCUUCUGUUGCACUGGACCUGGCACUCAUGAGACGACAGCAAGCCUAGACCCUGUUGGCUCACCACCAUCCGAGGCAUCCAACGAGUUUACGCAUGUCAAUGCAUCCUUAGAAUCAACCCAACUCGGAACAAACGACGGCAGCGGACCUGGAAGGCUCGACGAACCUGCUGCCUCUGGGUCGGACCACGACGGUGAACAAGAUCAGGAACCUCGCAACGCGAGCCCCAAUUCCGCUCAUCUGGUCAAUACCCACCUUCCACAGUGCUCAUCCCAAGAGACCCUCUCUCAGCACGGAUAUCCCCUAGAUUCUGGCAGUGACGAGGUUACCCUGCGACCUGAACCCAAAGGUCUGAUUCCCACGGGAAGCCGAGAGGAACCAGGCAGUGGGGCAGGACAAGAGACAGUGUGCGAAAUUUCAUUGGAAACCCACACCGGUCCCAACUGUUUUCAGCCAGCUUGCCAAAGUAGGCUCUGGGAAAGCAGCUCUCCUCCUUCAGCGCCCUCCUCCCCCUCCUCCCCAAACUUGGUCCCUAAGCUCUUCCAAAGCACGUCUUCGCCAUAUACUGCCGGCCAACUUUGUGGUGCCCUGGACAUUGAACAGGAAGAUGUCUUUCAAGGCAAGUCUUCAAGUCAGACAGCUAGGACUGAUCCAUCAGGGGAGCAAUCGGCUCGCCCUCCGUCGCUGGUUAUCUCGACCUCAACCAAUAUCCGACUUCUGAAGAGAUGCGUUUCCCUCCCAACCCUGGGAAGGGACUCUUGGAGCCUCCCAGGGCUUGGUGUUUCCAAAGGCCAAGACAUGCAAAGCCAUGAACGGCAUAGUACAAUACCAGCACACUCUUCUAGCCGCUCCGUAUCCGGUCAGAAAUAUCAGCUACCAGGUUUAGGUCCGCGAACUGCAUCCAACCCUCAAUUUACCUCACCUGCGGACAGUCAACCGGCCGUUGAGUACGGCCCAACGCCAAUCCCAGAGGAUGGAGCAUCUACUAGUAGCAAUUCUUGGGUUCCUUCUACCACUCACAACGUUCGGCCGAGCCCCCGAACCUCUACGUCUCACCGCCAGGGCUGGUUUCGAAGAAGGUUCAUGGCUUUUCGCCGCCCAUUGAAGCAUCGACCUUAUGCACCCGCAACUUCUCCAGGAUCCAGCAAUACUUCGUGCUCAUACUUUACCAAUAUAGUAACUCACUGCCUCCCGCAUCUCGAGACGCGCAAAAGGGGGGCGGAGAAUUAUUCAGACGUGGCACCUGAGAUAUCCCGCAAUCCUGAGCCAGAAGCUAAAGGAGUCUCCCAGCUCCACUUCCGUCGUGAUCGACCACCCUCGGUGCACUGGGAGUCCCGCGACACCUCCGAUGCAUCUUCCAAGAACCGCCAACCGAUAUCCUUUACUUUCCCCUGGUUUCAUCCUGGUCGUGCAAGAGGAAUUCAACUGGGCCAAAAGCGCUUCGAUGGGGCCGGCCCUGCAAGCGUCACACGCUCGUCCCCUCUGCCUGGAAUUUUGGUUUCUCGUGACACCACAAGCACCUCCUCCAGUUCAAACCUUCGCGGAGGGGCUUCCGAGGAUUCCCUCUUGCCAAACAGCUUAACCUCUCAGAAAGAUGCUAGGAUAUGGAGCUCCGAGACCCGCAGGAGUAGUGGUGUGCAGCAUCUAGCCGACUGCGGCAACCAUCAGGGCAAGAUUCAGGAGCUCAGCAACAUGAAAGGAAUAGGCAUGCCCAACUAUAGCACAAGUAUCUCGUCUCCCAAGCGCUCCGGUGGUCACUCUCCAGAAAAUCCUGCGACUGUGAUGAAAUCACUUGGCGAAUAUUCCUACGAAUUCUCCAAGCAGUCUCGGCAAACCCUUGCGAAUGGAUCCUGUCAGCUUCAGGGCGAACGCGGUAUGAACAUUCCGGAUAGACAGACAACACAAUCCCCAGCAAAGUUUUCAGGACCUCCGCGCGCGUGGGCUCGUUUCCCGACGCACUCCCGAGCCGAGCGGAAUGGGCCUGCAGGGCUAGCAGACGGAGUUGUGUCCAAGGACUUCUCUGACAUGAUGCCACAGCCACAAAACGGGACUCAGAUUAACAAGGCACCGAUUGUUCCUAGUCAGAAGACAACCCCUGGAACUGGGACAAUGUCUGGAAAAAUUGGGAGAAAGAUGAAAUCCGGGUUGAAGAAAAUCCACACCAUCUCAGUUGACUUAUUGAAGAGCCGCCAGCGGGGCCAGGAGAAAGCAAAGGCCUUUGAGAAUACCAACCUGGAUUCCCCUCUAUUCGCCACCGAUUACAAGAAAAAAAAGAGUCCCAGGGAUGAGACGGAUCUGGCGAAAACAUUCUAUGGCCUAGGUCAAGAAGUGGUAUCAUAUGGCGCUCCCAGCAAUAUCGAUGAGCGUACCGUUAGAGUGAGGUUGGGUUCGAGUCUACGCGGCAUCGCUCCAGCCACGCCAGUAAGCCCCAGCAUGGCUAGAGAGGGUUCGAGCACUACCACCGAAGAGUACCUUACAGCCUCGAGUCGCAUGUCUCAAAGCACAUCUCGCAGCAACGGCAGCGGCAGUCUAUCAUUUCAAUCAGACCCCCGAGGUGACCGCCGGUCGCGAGACAUCCAACGUCGAGAUAGCAGCUUUACGGAUCAGAAUGCGGACGCCCAAUCGGUCAAAAGCGAUUCAACUGUGAUCCGAAGGUCCCGACUUGACAUACUUAGACCUGAUGCAUUCUGGCGCGGGGCAUCGGCUACUUAUCAGGGGAGAACAGGGGCGAGAGGUGGACUGACAUGGGACGGGCCGAAAUUAAUGAAGAGUGCCCCAGAGUUUGGUGUUGGACUAGAGGACAUGGCCUUCGUGAAGGCAAACUAUGAGGCCUGCUUGCGCAAUUGGGAUUCGACCCAUGGCGCUCGUCUCGAAGGGGCUGCUGUUGAGGCUUGAGAGGCUGGGAGGGAGUCGCAUGAGGGUUAGGCAUUUUACUUGUUGGUCUCAUGGGGGGAAAGGCCAUGUAUCCUCUCAUUAGCUAUCACUAGAU
Molecule: messenger RNA, 3310 nt
Organism: Phialemonium atrogriseum
Lineage: Eukaryota; Fungi; Ascomycota; Sordariomycetes; Cephalothecales; Cephalothecaceae
Exons: 2
Coding region: 313-3216 (967 amino acids)
Source: RefSeq, a predicted model, not a curated record